UCAGUAAUACAUGCUUUUUCUCUCCCCUCCCUUGCCAGCAAUCGAUUCCUGCUUAGGUUACAACAGUAGGACUGUUAGAUUGUUCUUUCCUACCAAGUUUGCUGUUUUGUCUUUGAAUUAAACAACUCCCACCCAUAAUGGCUACACAAGAAAUCUACACAUCAGAAAGUAAAGGAAAUGAUGUUUCUGGAGAUGGAACUAAAGACAAACCUGUAAAAACAGUUUUACAGGCUUUGCGUUUGGCUGGCAAAGAUUCAUCCCCUACUAUUUAUUGUGACUCCAAAAAGGAAGGCGAGGUUUAUGAACUUGUUGCUAAGUCACAGUUGAAAAAGAUCCAAAAGAUUUUUGUAAGAGAACAGCAUAAAAAAGCUGACACUGAAGAUGCUACACAAAAAGAUGCAGAGAGGAGAGAAAAGAAUUUAGAAGAUGCUAAAAAAAUAACCAUUGAAAACAAUCCUAGUUUACCUGAACCUAAAUUGAUUAAGCUACGUGAUGCUAUCAAGACGAGAGAUCAACGUGUCAAGAUUUUUGGCUGGGUGCAUCGGUUGAGAAGACAAGGAAAAAAUUUGAUGUUUGUCAUCUUGCGAGAUGGUACAGGAUUUCUGCAAUGUGUAAUGGCUGAUCAGUUGUGCCAGACGUACGAUGCAGUUACAUUGGCAACAGAAGCAUCCAUUGCUGUGUAUGGUGUCAUUAAAGUGUUGCCUGAAGGAAAGAGUGCACCAGAUAACCAUGAGAUUACUGUGGACUACUGGGAACUUAUAGGACCAUCCCCUCCAGGUGGUGCUGACAACUUGCUCAAUGAAGAGGCUCACCCAGAUGUGCAGCUAGAUAACAGGCACAUGAUGGUUCGUGGUGAAAAUACUGCCAAGGUUUUAAAAAUGAGAUCUGUGAUAACUCAUUGUUUUCGAGAACACUUUUUUGAUCGAGGUUAUUUUGAGCUAACACCCCCAACAAUAGUCCAAACUCAAGUAGAAGGUGGAUCGACAUUGUUUAAGCUAAACUAUUUUGGAGAAGAGGCCUACCUAACCCAGAGCUCCCAACUUUACUUGGAGACUGUAAUCCCAGCAAUGGGUGACGUAUUCUGCAUGGCCCAGUCAUACCGAGCUGAAGUAUCCAAAACCAGGCGCCAUUUAGCUGAGUACACUCAUUGUGAAGCUGAGUGUCCAUUCAUCACAUAUGAUAAACUACUAGACAAAAUUGAAGACUUGGUGUGUGAUGUUGUGGACAGAGUUUUAAAGUCUCCAUACGGCCACAUAGUGUACGAGCUUAACCCUGACUUCAAACAACCCAAGAAACCAUUCAAACGUAUGGAUUACACUGAUGCUAUAGUCUGGCUAAAAAACAACAAUGUUACAAAAGAGGAUGGCACAUUCUAUGAAUUUGGUGAUGACAUCCCAGAAGCCCCUGAGAGGAAGAUGACUGAUACCAUCAAUGAGCCAAUCAUGCUGUGCAGGUUCCCUGCUGAGAUUAAAUCCUUUUACAUGCCCAGGUGUAAGGAAGACAACAGGCUCACUGAAUCUGUUGAUCUUUUGAUGCCUAAUGUUGGAGAAAUAGUUGGUGGAUCUAUGAGGAUAUGGAAGCAAGCUGAACUAGAGGCUGGCUUCAAAAGAGAAGGAAUUGACACAAGUCCUUAUUACUGGUAUUUUGAUCAGACAAAGUAUGGCAGCUGUCCCCAUGGAGGCUAUGGACUUGGUGUUGAAAGAUUUCUGUGCUGGAUACUGAACCGCUACCACAUCCGUGAAGUUUGUGCCUACCCUAGGUUUGUUGGCAGAGCUAAACCCUAAAUGGAUCUGCAGCCAUUUUAACACAAAAUCCUGUACUUAUUGUUCUUUACAAGUUAUUGGUAGGAUGGUUUAGUAGAGGGGAAAUAUUUCCUUCUGCAUUGAAAAUACAGAAAAUGUUGAGAUAGUUGUUGCAGGGUAUAUUAUUACCUGCACAGUAAAGCAUAAUUUUUCUGCUAAGGAAAUCCUACCAAUCACUUACAUUGUUCUUAGACAUCUAUUUUCUUGCAGAAGUUGAUGUUGAUUCUUUUCAAAUAUUUGACAAAAAUCCAUAAAUACCACAUAAUGUAUACAAUAUUUCACAUUAUAAACAAGAUGUGUUUUAACCUUGUGUCCAAUAGUUUGUACCACAGUUGUAUGUGACUAACCAAUGUGGCCAGGUAUUUUUUCUUUGUUUAUUUGUGUCCAUCUUUAAAAUUUCAAGAUCAAAAUUGCCUUUGUGACUGCAUUCAUUUGUUCUCACUCUGUAAGUUUGUCAUCUGCUGUAGCUAGUUUUUGAGUAUAACUGGGACAUGUUACAAUUAUUUGUAAAAACAAUAUUGUACCAUGAAAGUUUCAAAGUUUAUUCUGGUAAAGGUAUAAGCUGGUGUUGGGAGUAGGUCCUAGAGUUUCAAGCCAUUUUAAAUUGUCUGUUGGUUUUAUUGUUCUUAUUAUUAUAUCAAUUUUUGCUUGCUAAGCUCAUUAAAAUUAUAAUUCCUGUC
Physella acuta is the source of this 2482-nucleotide messenger RNA. Its product is annotated as asparagine--tRNA ligase, cytoplasmic. Gene Ontology annotation, biological process: asparaginyl-tRNA aminoacylation. Gene Ontology annotation, cellular component: cytoplasm. Gene Ontology annotation, molecular function: ATP binding; asparagine-tRNA ligase activity; nucleic acid binding. The record is from RefSeq and is a predicted model, not a curated record. Lineage: Eukaryota; Metazoa; Mollusca; Gastropoda; Physidae.